Entamoeba invadens IP1 is the source of this 1839-nucleotide messenger RNA. RefSeq lists its product as hypothetical. The record is from RefSeq and is a predicted model, not a curated record. Bases 1 to 1839 code for a protein of 612 amino acids. The transcript has a single exon. NCBI's taxonomy places the organism in Eukaryota, Evosea, Mastigamoebida, Endamoebidae.
AUGGUGAUGUAUUGGCACUUUACCAAUAAAGUGAUGCUAUUAGUUUUUAUAUGUAUCGUGUCUUUGACUUUUUCACAACCAACAAAAGUCGUGUUGACUAUGAGUAAGACUGAAAACGUCAUUCUCUCACCGCCGUAUACUGAUCUUGAAAGUAAUAAAUGUGAACUUGGAAAACAUAAAGGUGUGCUCUACGAGUUCAAGAACACUUCCCCAAGAAACGUCAAACUCAAUUUGGACUUUUACAACAAUCCUCCGAACAAGAUUCAUGUCGCGUUAUUUGACACAACAAAAUGUUUAGUCAAACAAGACUCAAAGACACACCUCUCUGAAAUCCGACACAUAGUACGUCCUUCACAAACAAUACACUUAGCUAUCUAUUCAACAAAUGAGAAAGGCGAAGACGUUGAUGCGCGCGUUGUAGUCCGUAUCCGCUCGAAUUUACAAGUCGUCCGUUCCUCUCCCAAUAGAGGCAAAAGCUGCCCGGACGCCUCUCCUCUAUUUAGUCAAAUGUAUUUUCGAGGGACUGGAGUGAAGUGGUACACCAUCAAAGUUAUGAAAAAUGAGAAAAGAGUGAUAACCACGUGUUCUGGAUUCACACAGAUGCCCGUCAAAUUAGAAAUAUAUGACACGUGUAGUGGUCAUCUCAUCGACUUCACAGAGACAAAGUGUAACACUGCGAAUGGGGUCUCCGGCUUUUUUAAAGCGGAAAAGAGUGGGAGAGUCUAUUUGAAAGUGACUCCCCUGCCGGGGCUCAGAAAAGACGUCAAAACGAAGUCUUUGAAAACACAAAGACGUCUGAAGAGAAAAAGUCCACAGGUGGAAGGAAGAAGAACGAAUCGGUCACUUGAUAGGUAUGCUAUUGAAACAUUCUCGGACACUCAAAAGACACACUACGCUAAGUGCGAAGCAGCGAAAGUCAUCUCGUCGUUUUAUGUGCAAGACAACGUCCAUUUCAUGAACUUCGCGAAGACUAAAAGCGAGUGCGGGGGGGUAUCGCGAGCAGCGUAUUACAAAAUAUUUGUCCCACGAAAAGUGAGUGUCCAGAUGAAUACGUGCGGGUGGAAGAACACGGGAAGUUCGAAGAUGUCCGUCAUCGAGAAGUGUGGAGGGAAGUGUCUGAAUGUAAAAACAACGAAGUGCCAAAGCGGGCGUGGGGAGCGACUUCUUGUGCGUGGAGAGAGUAAAUCGCGAUGGGUGUAUUUGCGAGUUGAAGAAACAGAUGAGAGCGAUAUAGGAAAUGUGAUGGUCCAAAUUUCUCGAAUUGGUGGGAAUUUGUUGAUGAGAAGAAAAUUUGUGAGAAGGCCAUUUUGGCUGAACAGAAUUUUGAGAAUGAGAGGAAGACGGUGGAGAGGAAAUCGAAGAUUUCAAUAUGGAAGAAAUGGGAGAUAUAGAAGAUUUAGAAAAUAUCAAGUGAUUGGUAAAAAAAUUCAACAAAACACAUCAAAACAAGACCAAAAUAAAAAGAGGCAAAUGGAAAAGAAAAUGGAAGAGAAAAAUAGAAGAGAACGACUUGUCACAAAUUUUGAAAAGUCGUUGAGGAACAAAGAUAAUACUAUUCAAAAUUAUAAUAAUAAACUAAACACACAAAAUCAAGUAAAACAGGAACAAGAAGUCAACAAGAACACUUUUGAAAGAAACCAAAAGAAAGAAGUCAAACCAGUAUUUCUUGAUCAGAAAGUCAGUGAUGUGAAAAUAGUGUCACUCGAAAGAAACAACAGCUCAACAAUAGUGAAAGUGCUUUUGGGGGUCGUUGGAGUUUCUUUUCUCGGAGUGAGUGGUUUUAUUGCUUACAAAGUGUUUUUAAAGAAGAAAACAGACAAUAACUACAUCCCUCUUUAA